UUUUUUUUUUUUUCAUACUAUGGCGUCAGCGAUAUUCCUGGUAGAUUUGAAGGGCAAGCCGCUCAUUGCACGCGAUUACCGCGGCGACAUUCCGCUGUCGGCCAUCGACCGGUUCAUGCCCCUUUUGCAGGAGAGGGAAGAUGAGGAAGGCACGAGUCUGCCGGUAAUGACAGAGAAUGGAGUGACGUACCUGCAUCUGCGCGAGAAGGAUGUGUACCUGGUUGCGCUGACGCGCAAAAACACAAACGCAAUGACGCUGCUGCAGUUCCUGCACCACCUGUCGCAGGUAUUCACCGAGUACUUCAAGACGCUGGAGGAGGAGUCGAUUCGCGACAACUUUGUGAUAAUUUACGAGCUGCUGGACGAGAUGAUGGACUACGGGAUUCCGCAGAUAACGGAGCCGAAGAUUCUGAAGGAGUACAUUACGCAGGAGAGCCAUAUGCUGGAGAUUACGCCGCGGCCGCCGAUGGCGGUGACGAACGCGGUGUCGUGGCGGUCGGAGGGCAUAACGUACCGCAAGAACGAGGUGUUCCUGGAUGUGGUGGAGUCGAUCAACAUGAUGGUGAACGCGAACGGCAAUGUGCUGAGCAGCGAGAUCCAGGGGGCGGUGAAGAUGAAGGUGUAUCUGAGCGGGAUGCCGGAGCUGCGGCUGGGGCUGAACGACAAGGUGAUGUUUGAGAGCACGGGGCGCAGCGCCAAGGGCAAGGCGGUGGAGAUGGAGGACAUCCGGUUCCACCAGUGCGUGCGGCUGUCCAAGUUCGAGACGGACCGGACAAUCUCGUUUAUUCCGCCCGACGGCGAAUUCGAGCUGAUGACGUACCGGCUGAACACGCAGAUCAAGCCGCUGAUCUGGUGCGAAUCGGUGGUCGAGAGCCACCGCGGGCGCGUCGAGUACAUGGUCAAGGCCAAGGCGCAGUUCAAGCACCGGUCGACGGCGAACAACGUCGAGAUCAUCGUGCCGGUGCCCGACGACGCCGACUCGCCCAAGUUCAAGUCGACCAUUGGCUCAGUCAAGUACGCGCCUGAGCGCUCGGCGUUUGUGUGGAAGAUCAAGCAGUUCCAGGGCGGCAAGGAGGCCCUCCUGCGGGCGCACUUUGGACUGCCCAGUAUCCGCGACGACGACCCCGAGAGGCGCCCGCCAAUCUCGGUCAAGUUCGAGAUCCCGUACUUUACCACGUCGGGCAUCCAGGUGCGCUACCUGAAGAUUGUCGAAAAGUCCGGGUACCAGGCGCUGCCCUGGGUCCGGUACAUUACAAAGAACGGCGACUACCAGAUCCGGAUGCCGGAGCCGCUGAAAUCGGGCGGCUCGCGCUUGCCGCCCAUCUGAGGGGAAUGGAGAUGGCCAGCUACAUGCACUUUAUACUAGUUCCAAUAAGAGGCGGGGGUAUGCACAUGCACACCCUUCCUCCCCAUUCGCAUUACAAGAAAAAAAACGUACGUAAAAGAGGUGUCUAGUGCGCCUUAGUCAAGACGCUGCAGGAUCCACUGCGUGUACGUCUUGGGAAUGUCAAUGUCAAGGUCGUUCUGGAAAUGGAUCUCGUGGUACUUGCACCCCUUGAUCUCCUCGUAGUGCUUGUCGAGGUGCUCGGGCAGCUUGCUGUAAAACUCCCUUGUGCCCUCGUAGUCGGUGGCCAUAUCGCCGUCAGCGUGGAUCAGAUACACGGGCGUGGCGAAGGCAGCGGCCUC
Linderina pennispora is the source of this 1686-nucleotide messenger RNA. Its product is annotated as clathrin adaptor, mu subunit. The transcript has a single exon. Bases 20 to 1327 code for a protein of 435 amino acids. Gene Ontology annotation, cellular component: clathrin-coated vesicle; clathrin adaptor complex. NCBI's taxonomy places the organism in Eukaryota, Fungi, Kickxellomycota, Kickxellomycetes, Kickxellales, Kickxellaceae. Gene Ontology annotation, biological process: vesicle-mediated transport; intracellular protein transport. The record is from RefSeq and is a predicted model, not a curated record. Gene Ontology annotation, molecular function: clathrin-cargo adaptor activity.